Molecule: messenger RNA, 2113 nt
Organism: Choloepus didactylus (southern two-toed sloth)
Lineage: Eukaryota; Metazoa; Chordata; Mammalia; Pilosa; Megalonychidae
Gene: NCK1
Product: NCK adaptor protein 1
Exons: 4
Coding region: 297-1430 (377 amino acids)
Biological process (GO): negative regulation of endoplasmic reticulum stress-induced eIF2 alpha phosphorylation; negative regulation of PERK-mediated unfolded protein response; positive regulation of endoplasmic reticulum stress-induced intrinsic apoptotic signaling pathway
Molecular function (GO): ephrin receptor binding
Source: RefSeq, a predicted model, not a curated record
GCCCCUCCUUCCCCUGUCCGUCCACCCAGUUUGUUACUCGCUGCGUCGCUUCCUCUGCCCUGGCGAAGUUAGCACUGGGGGCGCCGUCUGCCGGCUCAGAGCAGAGCGGAGCCGGAGGGGGCGGGGAGCUUGCUGGGCCGGGCCUGGGCGUUUGCACCGCGGCUCCGCGCGACCCUCUGGCCGCUGUCCCAAGCAGCGCGGCCCCGUGGCCUCCCUUCCUGUCCCUGGAGCACCGCGUCGGGGUGAGCGGCGCGGGCCGGCAGCCCUUGCGAGGCCGGUGCUGAAGCUGCUGAAAAAUGGCAGAAGAAGUUGUGGUAGUAGCCAAAUUCGAUUAUGUUGCCCAACAAGAACAAGAGCUGGACAUCAAGAAGAAUGAGAGAUUAUGGCUUCUGGAUGAUUCUAAAUCUUGGUGGCGAGUUAGAAAUUCCAUGAAUAAAACUGGUUUUGUGCCUUCUAACUAUGUGGAAAGGAAAAACAGUGCCCGGAAAGCAUCUAUUGUAAAAAACCUAAAGGAUACCUUAGGCAUUGGAAAGGUGAAAAGAAAACCUAGUGUGCCAGACUCUGCAUCUCCUGCUGAUGAUAGCUUUGUUGACCCAGGAGAACGACUCUAUGACCUCAACAUGCCUGCUUAUGUGAAAUUUAACUACAUGGCUGAGAGAGAGGAUGAAUUAUCAUUGAUAAAAGGGACAAAGGUGAUCGUCAUGGAGAAAUGUAGUGAUGGGUGGUGGCGGGGAAGCUACAAUGGACAAGUUGGAUGGUUCCCUUCAAACUAUGUAACUGAAGAAGGUGACAGUCCUUUAGGUGACCAUGUGGGUUCCCUGUCAGAGAAAUUAGCAGCAGUCGUCAAUAACCUAAAUACUGGGCAAGUGUUGCAUGUGGUACAGGCUCUUUACCCAUUCAGCUCAUCCAACGAUGAAGAACUUAAUUUUGAGAAAGGAGAUGUAAUGGAUGUUAUUGAAAAGCCUGAAAAUGACCCUGAGUGGUGGAAAUGCAGGAAGAUCAAUGGAAUGGUUGGUCUGGUGCCCAAAAACUAUGUUACCAUUAUGCAGAAUAAUCCACUAACCUCAGGGUUGGAACCAUCACCUCCUCAGUGUGACUACAUUAGGCCUUCACUCACUGGAAAAUUUGCUGGCAAUCCAUGGUAUUAUGGAAAAGUUACCCGGCAUCAAGCAGAAAUGGCAUUGAAUGAGAGAGGGCACGAAGGGGAUUUCCUUAUUCGUGAUAGUGAAUCUUCGCCAAAUGAUUUCUCAGUAUCACUAAAAGCACAAGGGAAAAACAAGCAUUUUAAAGUCCAACUAAAAGAGACUGUCUACUGUAUUGGGCAGCGCAAAUUCAGCACCAUGGAAGAACUUGUAGAACAUUACAAAAAGGCACCAAUUUUUACCAGUGAACAAGGAGAAAAAUUAUAUCUUAUCAAGCAUUUAUCAUGAUACUGUUGAUCAGAAGUGACUGCUACACAGCUUUAAUUUGUCAUGUAUUUGAAGACUGAGAAAGUGUUGGAAGACUGAGAAAAUGUUGGCCCAGUUGUGUUUGAUUGGAAAUUGCUGUUUGUAACUGUCUAAGAAUCAACUAUAAUACAUAAAUAUUUUUGUUAUAACUGAGCAUAUACAUACAUACUGCGUAUGCAGGACAUCUGCGUAAAGCCAUUGCUUAUCCUUGGUCUUCUGUUUUAUUGUUUUCUUCUUUGCUGUUUUUCUCUUUGUUUUUAAUUAUAAGUUUUUGUAUUUUGAAAAAAUCAAAUAAUGCAGAUCAUAAGUCUUUACAUGGAAGAAUUUCUUUAUUGCCUUUCCUUUAUUUCCUUGUAAGUCAGUUGUUCCACCAUGGUUUUUCCUCAUAUAAAAUUCUUAUAUUGAUAUAUGGCAUAUGCUAAAAUAAAUUUCUUGGAGAGUGUUAAUCUUUUCUGUGACUGAAUAGCAAUAAUAAAUGAAAAAUUAGAAAUUUUCAGGUAUUUGUCACAGCCAGUGUGAAUACCAAGUAUGUUGUGUCUGCCAUUAUUUUAAAAAAUUUGCUCUUUGUCUUCAACGCAAAGCAAAACAGAUGGGAUAUAGGUUUCAUGUUGUACAAUUUUAAUUUACAAAUGUUUGAAGCAAAAGUCACUAAAUUCUUAAGAUUU